Sardina pilchardus (European sardine) is the source of this 2588-nucleotide messenger RNA. It is a transcript of the gene hsp90aa1.2, whose product is annotated as heat shock protein 90, alpha (cytosolic), class A member 1, tandem duplicate 2. NCBI's taxonomy places the organism in Eukaryota, Metazoa, Chordata, Actinopteri, Clupeiformes, Clupeidae. The transcript has 11 exons. The record is from RefSeq and is a predicted model, not a curated record. Gene Ontology annotation, cellular component: myelin sheath; nucleus; cytosol. Gene Ontology annotation, biological process: protein stabilization; cellular response to heat; protein folding. Gene Ontology annotation, molecular function: ATP-dependent protein folding chaperone; disordered domain specific binding; ATP hydrolysis activity. The coding region runs from base 229 to 2454 and encodes 741 amino acids.
AGACGGUUCUGGAAGCUGAGUUUCUCGAACAGUCUGAAGGGCAGUAUAAAACCGGGCAGUAGCCUAUAGUGCACCAAAAUCUAUGCACUGAACACUUGUCAUUGUUGACAGCGUAUGAGAGCAACCUUAUCUCGGCUUGGCAGGACUUCUGCAGAGGGUGACGAGACGAGAGCAACAACUUGAAAGAAUCAGUAGUUCUUUAGCAGCUGUUUAAGGGAACAAAUUCAGAUGCCUGAACCACAAGAUCAGACCAUGGAAGAAGAGGCAGAGACCUUUGCCUUCCAGGCAGAAAUUGCCCAGCUGAUGUCCUUGAUCAUCAACACUUUCUACUCAAAUAAAGAAAUCUUCCUCAGGGAAUUAAUCUCUAACUCCUCAGAUGCUCUGGACAAAAUCCGCUAUGAAAGUCUUACAGAACCAAGCAAGUUGGACUCUGGUAAAGAACUCAAGAUUGAUAUCAUUCCCAACAAAGAGGAUCGCACCAUCACUCUCAUCGACACUGGCAUCGGUAUGACCAAGGCUGACCUCAUCAACAACCUGGGUACCAUUGCCAAGUCUGGCACCAAGGCCUUCAUGGAGGCUCUGCAGGCUGGAGCCGACAUCUCCAUGAUCGGGCAGUUUGGUGUGGGUUUCUACUCCGCUUACCUGGUGGCAGAGAAGGUGACGGUCAUCACCAAACACCACGAUGAUGAGCAGUAUGUCUGGGAGUCUUCCGCUGGAGGCUCCUUCACUGUCAAAGUCGAUACAGACGAGCCAAUGGGCCGUGGCACUAAGGUGAUCCUACACCUGAAGGAGGACCAGGCAGAGUACUUGGAGGAACGACGACUUAAAGAGAUUGUCAAGAAGCACUCACAGUUCAUUGGCUACCCUAUUACCCUUUUUGUGGAGAAGGAGCGUGACAAGGAAGUGAGUGACGAUGAAGCGGAGGAGGAGGAGAAAGAGAAGAAGGAGAAGAAGGAAGGAGAGGAGGAAGAGAAAGACGCAGACAAGCCCGAGAUAGAGGACGUGGGCUCAGACGAGGAGGAAGACCACGACCACCACGGCCACGACCACGACCACGACCAGUGCGGGGACAAAAAGAAGAAGAAGAAGAAGAUCAAGGAGAAGUACAUCGACCAGGAGGAGCUGAACAAGACCAAGCCUCUCUGGACCCGUAACCCUGAGGACAUCACCAACGAGGAGUAUGGGGAGUUCUACAAGAGCCUUACAAACGACUGGGAGGACCACCUGGCUGUCAAGCACUUCUCGGUGGAAGGUCAGCUAGAGUUCCGUGCCCUCCUCUUUGUGCCCCGCCGUGCGCCCUUUGACCUCUUUGAGAACAAGAAGAAGAAGAACAAUAUCAAGCUCUAUGUGCGCAGAGUCUUCAUCAUGGACAACUGUGAUGAGGUUAUCCCAGAGUACCUCAACUUUAUCCGUGGUGUGGUGGACUCUGAGGAUCUUCCCCUGAACAUCUCCAGAGAGAUGCUUCAGCAGAGCAAGAUCCUGAAGGUCAUCCGCAAAAACCUGGUCAAGAAGUGCCUGGAACUCUUUGCUGAACUGGCCGAGGACAAGGACAACUACAAGAAGUACUACGAGCAGUUCUCCAAGAACAUCAAGUUGGGCAUCCACGAAGACUCCCAGAAUAGGAAGAAGCUCUCUGAGCUGCUGCGUUACUACACUUCGGCCACCGGGGACGAGAUGGUGUCCCUAAAAGACUACGUCACGCGCAUGAAGGACACACAGAAGCACAUCUACUACAUCACUGGUGAGACGAAGGACCAGGUGGCCAACUCCGCCUUUGUGGAGCGCCUGCGUAAGGCUGGCCUGGAGGUCAUCUACAUGAUCGAGCCCAUCGAUGAGUACUGCGUCCAGCAGCUGAAGGAGUUUGAGGGCAAGAACCUGGUGUCUGUGACCAAGGAGGGCCUGGAGCUGCCCGAGGACGACGAGCAGAAGAAGAAACAGGAAGAGAAGAAGUCUCAGUUUGAAAACCUGUGCAAGAUCAUGAAGGACAUCCUGGAGAAGAAGGUGGAAAAGGUAACAGUGUCCAACCGCCUGGUGUCCUCCCCCUGCUGCAUUGUGACCAGCACGUAUGGCUGGACGGCCAACAUGGAGAGGAUCAUGAAGGCCCAGGCUCUGAGGGACAACUCCACCAUGGGCUACAUGGCCGCCAAGAAGCACCUGGAGGUCAACCCCGACCACCCCAUCGUCGAGACGCUCAGGAAGAAGGCCGAGGCUGACAAGAAUGACAAAUCAGUGAAGGACCUGGUGAUCCUGCUGUUCGAGACUGCCCUGCUGUCCUCUGGGUUCACCCUGGAUGACCCCCAGACACACUCCAAUCGCAUCUACAGGAUGAUCAAACUGGGCUUAGGCAUCGAUGAGGAUGACCUGUCCACAGAGGACACCAGUCCUGCUCCCAUAGAGGACAUGCCGCCUCUGGAGGGUGACGACGACACAUCCCGAAUGGAGGAAGUAGAUUAAAGCCACAGCCUGGAGUCUGCUGGGCAGGAUACUUCCACUUCAGCGCUGUAAAUGGUUGUAGGAUUUGAUGUUGAAAUGAUUCCUGGAAUGUCUUUCCCUAGACACCCCCAUACACACACACACACACACACACA